UACCAGAUCGCCACAGCCAAGCAAGACCGACGAGACAGAAAUGCAGAAGAGGGACCAGAACAAAUCCGCUGGCUCAGCUGGUGGCGCUACCGCGCCAGCGGCCAAGAGGGGUCGCCCAUUCGGCAGCACAAGCAGCAACACCGCCUCGGCAUCCUCAGGCGACACCGUGGCUCCGUCCAAUCUCCUUGGCCCAUCGCUUCAAGUUCACUCCUCCUUUUUAGAUCAAAACAAUAAGCGAAUAGUUUUGGCUCUCCAAAGUGGAUUAAAGAGCGAAUUGACAUGGGCAUUGAACACUCUGACAAUGCUCUCUUUCAAAGAAAAGGAAGACAUGCGAAAGGAUUCUCUAGCUAAAAUCCCUGGCUUGCUCGAUGCUCUUCUCCAAGUUAUAGAUGACUGGCGUGAUAUAGCUCUUCCUAAAGAGCUCAGCAGUAAGCCUAGGGUUAGAACACUAGGUGCCAAUUCUCUGGUUACAGGAUUCGGUAACAGACACGAGGCAUUAGGAUCAAACAACAAUCUCACCCAUCCCGGAUUUGGGUCAGGUUCUUCUGUAACUGAAGUUCCAGGGCAGAAGAAUGCAGCCAAAGUUCGUCCUUCGGAGUGGUGGUUUGAUGAGGAUGGACUAUUUAAUUUAGAUGAAGAGGGGCGAGCAGAAAAGCAGCAUUGUGCAGUGGCUGCUUCAAAUAUCAUACGCAAUUUCUCUUUCAUGCCAGAGAAUGAAGUCAUUAUGGCCCAACAUCGGCAUUGCUUGGAAACUGUGUUCCAGUGCAUAGAAGAUCAUAUUACUGAGGAUGAGGAACUUGUUACAAAUGCCCUUGAGACAAUAGUAAAUUUGGCUCCACUGCUUGAUCUUCGAAUUUUCAGCUCAGCAAAGCCAUCUUACAUCAAAAUAACAGAGAAGCGUGCAGUCCAAGCUAUCAUGGGGAUGCUGGGUUCUGCAGUUAAAGCCUGGCACUGUGCUGCUGCAGAAUUACUGGGGCGCAUGAUAAUUAAUCCUGACAAUGAACCUUUCCUCUUACCCUUUGUUUCACAGAUACAUAAGCGUUUGGUAGAUCUUAUGAGCAUACAGGCAUUAGAUGCGCAAGCAGCAGCUGUUGGUGCACUCUACAACUUUGCAGAAGUUAAUAUGGAUUGCAGAUUGAAGCUUGCUAGCGAGCGGUGGGCAGUUGAUCGGCUACUGAAAGUGAUCAAGACGCCGCAUCCAGUACCAGAAGUCUGCAGGAAAGCAGCAAUGAUACUGGAGAGCCUGGUCUCUGAGCCACAGAACAGGGCCGUGCUGCUUGCUUAUGAGAAUGCAUUUGCAGAGAUUCUCUUCUCAGAGAGCAGAUAUUCUGAUACAUUUGCAAGGAUCUUGUAUGAGUUGACAUCUAGACCAAACUACAAAUUCACAGCAACUCGUGGUGUUUGGGGCGUGUGAUUAAAAGCCUGCAUUACAAGAUCAUCUAUAUCACAGUCGCAAGAAUGUUGUACUGAAACUUCAUUAAUGAGUAGAUCUUGUAAAUUUAAUCAGACAUGUAGGUUCCAUUUGGGCAUAGGUAAUAUGAUAAUUUUCUGUUUAUUUUGUGUCUGUUUCGUUGUUGAAAUCUUUUUUCGAGUGUAAUGUGGUGUAGCUUGGUGUGAUCAAACAAACACCGGCUUUCGUAGAAUAUGCAAUUGGGAGCUAAUAGUGAAGUUUUAUUUA
Hevea brasiliensis (rubber tree) is the source of this 1678-nucleotide messenger RNA. RefSeq names its product armadillo repeat-containing protein LFR. Gene Ontology annotation, cellular component: SWI/SNF complex; brahma complex; nucleoplasm. The record is from RefSeq and is a predicted model, not a curated record. Gene Ontology annotation, molecular function: nucleosome binding. Lineage: Eukaryota; Viridiplantae; Streptophyta; Magnoliopsida; Malpighiales; Euphorbiaceae. The transcript has 8 exons. Gene Ontology annotation, biological process: positive regulation of DNA-templated transcription; regulation of transcription by RNA polymerase II; chromatin remodeling. Bases 41 to 1414 code for a protein of 457 amino acids.